AUGCACGGGGAGAACAUCCUAUUGGGCAAUGCUGACAAGCCCGGGCAGGUGCACCCCUUGGCCACCUUUUUCCACCUGUUUUUCCGAGUGAGCGCCAUCGUCACCUACGUGUGCUGCGACUGGUUCAGCAGGAGCUUUGUGGGCUGCUUUGUCACUGUGCUUCUCCUCCUGUCCUUGGACUUCUGGUCUGUGAAGAACGUGACGGGCAGACUCAUGGUGGGCCUCCGGUGGUGGAACCAGAUAGACGAAGAUGGGAAGAGCCACUGGGUGUUUGAAGCCAGGAAGGUCUCUCCAAACGCCGUCGCGGCCACUGAAGCUGAGGCGCGGAUCUUCUGGCUCGGCCUCAUCAUCUGCCCCGUGAUCUGGAUCGUCUUCUUCUUCAGCACCCUGUUCUCCCUGAAGCUGAAGUGGCUGGCUCUCGUGAUUGCUGGGAUUUCUCUCCAAGCUGCGAACCUGUAUGGCUACAUCCUCUGUAAGAUGGGAGGAGAGAGUGACCUCAGCAAAGUCACAGCCAGUUUUCUGUCCCAGACGGUAUUCCAGACGGUUUGCCCAGGAGACUUCCAGAAGCCUGGCCUUGAGGAGGUACACCAACGUUAG
Messenger RNA from Propithecus coquereli (Coquerel's sifaka), 597 nucleotides. It is a transcript of the gene TVP23A, whose product is annotated as trans-golgi network vesicle protein 23 homolog A (S. cerevisiae). The record is from RefSeq and is a predicted model, not a curated record. Lineage: Eukaryota; Metazoa; Chordata; Mammalia; Primates; Indriidae. Gene Ontology annotation, biological process: vesicle-mediated transport; protein secretion. The transcript has 6 exons. Gene Ontology annotation, cellular component: Golgi membrane. The coding region runs from base 1 to 597 and encodes 198 amino acids.